AUGCCGGCGCCGCAGGACGCCCGCCGCAGGGCCCGGAACAAAGAGCACCCACCUUCCAAGCUUUUCACAGAAUACGACAGGCUGAACAGCCGGCGCUGGGUGUUUGUGAGCGAGGGGCUGGAUGACUGCAGGAAAGUGGGUCUACUGUACCACGGUCUGACCCCCGCCCAGAGCCCCAGGGAGGCCUUUCUACCCCAGAUCCAUCACAGAACCCCCCAGCCAGCCCCCAAGAAGAGGCAGCACGAGUGGCCCACGAAAGCAGCCCUGUCCUCCAAGCUGUCGAGGGUCCCUCCCACCCCGAAGACGCGGCUGGAGGGCAGGGCAGGCCGCCUGGCCGCACACCCCCUGGCCGUCUACCCUCACCUGGAGGAGGCGCUGCCCGCCGAGCUCUUACUAAAGGUGCUGGAAGCGCUUGAUCCUGAGAGGAAGCUGCAGGAAACUUGGGCUUGCUGUCAGGAUGCCAGGAGAAGAGCGAAGGAACCCACGCACCUCUUAAAAAAGCCUUCCACUCAGCUGCAGCCGGGACUUUCCAAGAAGGCUCCUGUGUUGCAUUCAGGACGGUGGCUUCAUGAGGAAAAGCCAGAUGUAGUGGGUUUGCUCCAUGAAGACUGUCCUCAUGCUCUCAAAAGUGUCCACGAAGGCGUCAGAGACUUCUGCAACUGGGCUACAACGUUGGGAGUUCCGGACAUCCACGAAGAGUACGUCCUGCAACAAUUUGACCUUACGAGUGAGAGCAACGUGCUCAGUGAGAUGAGGCCACGCCAGGGGCCCCCGGAGCCAAAGGAGAGCAAGAGCCUGGGGCCGGGAAGCCGGCCGGACACAGGAUGCCCGACACCGCAGAAAUCUCCUAAAGCGAAGAGGGCGAAGAUGCGCUACGGGGCCUGGUACCUGCGCCCCAGCUUGUGGAGAAAGCAACGAGCGGAUGAGCCCCUGCUGGACCCCAAGGUCUGCGAGGCCCGGGGUGAGCGGCUCAGUGAGGAGCAGGAGAAGCAGGAUGAGCUACUGGCACACCUUCAUGGACCCGCCGCCUUCAAGGAUUUCAUCAUACGCAAAGGCUACAAGAUGCCCAGGUUCCUUGAGAAGCUAGAUGUUGGGAAGAAAAGCGACUCUGAAUUCGAUAAGACUCCUACUAAACUCACCUGA
Perognathus longimembris pacificus (Pacific pocket mouse) is the source of this 1143-nucleotide messenger RNA. It is a transcript of the gene Fam47e, whose product is annotated as family with sequence similarity 47 member E. Bases 1 to 1143 code for a protein of 380 amino acids. The record is from RefSeq and is a predicted model, not a curated record. The transcript is spliced from 8 exons. NCBI's taxonomy places the organism in Eukaryota, Metazoa, Chordata, Mammalia, Rodentia, Heteromyidae.